AUGGAUCUCUCUUCUCUGUUUUCAAACGCAAAGUCGUGCAUUUUUGGAUGCCUUAAAAUUCGUCGCACUCCGCCAACCGUGUCAAACCAAUCUGAAGCAGAAGUUCCGAAUCCAGCCAACGCCCCAGAACUACCAAUGGAUCUCCAGCAAGUUCCAAACCAGGAAAGACCAGGGACUCCAAGGACGCAGGAAGCAGUUAUCAACGAAGCCGUCGUCCCAAACCCAGACGAUGCCCCACCAAUGGAUCUACAGGCUCCGAAUCCAGGAUACGAUUCAUCACCGAGACAAGAAGCAGUGGUCAACGAAGUAAUUACUUUUGAGCGAUUCGGGUUUCAGAUGGCACCACCAGAAAUGCCUCUUCCCAAUCAAGUGCCGAUUCGGCAAUGA
Caenorhabditis remanei is the source of this 387-nucleotide messenger RNA. RefSeq lists its product as uncharacterized. The coding region runs from base 1 to 387 and encodes 128 amino acids. The transcript has a single exon. The record is from RefSeq and is a predicted model, not a curated record. Lineage: Eukaryota; Metazoa; Nematoda; Chromadorea; Rhabditida; Rhabditidae.